Messenger RNA from Arabidopsis lyrata subsp. lyrata, 1334 nucleotides. RefSeq lists its product as uncharacterized. Gene Ontology annotation, molecular function: nucleotide binding. The transcript has 2 exons. Lineage: Eukaryota; Viridiplantae; Streptophyta; Magnoliopsida; Brassicales; Brassicaceae. Bases 124 to 1182 code for a protein of 352 amino acids. The record is from RefSeq and is a predicted model, not a curated record.
AAUAUCAACAUCUUCAAAAUUACUAAAAAAAGGAUUUAAAACAUAAAUAGAAAAUUAAGUGACCGAGUCGUAUUCUUCUUCACUCUCUCCCUUCUCUUACCGGAGCAAAAAAAAUUCAAGCCAAUGUCCGGCGAUAACCAGAUCCGAUUCGGACUCUUAACCUGCACAAACAUAGUCCGCAAACUCUCUCGAGCCAUAAACCUCUCUCCAAACGCUACCAUCUCCGCCAUAGCCACCACAAGCUCCAUCGAAGAAGCAAAAUCAUUUACUAAAUCCAACAAUUUCCCUCCGAAUACAAAGAUUCACAUCUCCUACGAAUCACUUCUAGAAGAUCCCGACGUUGACGCCGUCUAUUUCCCUAUCCCCACUCGCCUCCACCUCGAGUGGGCUACACGCGCCGCUCGUAAGGGUAAGCAUAUACUCCUUGAUAAGCCAGUUGCUUUAAACGUAUCUGAGUUUGAUCAGAUCGUUGAAGCUUGUGAGGUUAAUGGUGUUCAAUUUAUGGAUGGAACUCAGUGGAUGCAUAAUCCUAGAACGUAUAAGAUUAAGGAAUUUGUCAACGAUUUUGAGAGUUUUGGUCAGAUUAAAUCUGUACAUAGUUGUUUCUCAUUUGCAGCGAAUGAUGAUUUUUUAAAACAUGAUAUUCGUGUAAAGCCUGGUCUUGAUGGGCUUGGAGCUCUCGGUGAUGCUGGAUGGUAUACGAUCCAAGCGAUUCUUCUUGCCAACGACUUUAAACUUCCGAAGACCGUUACUGCUUUACCCGGUUGUGUGUUAAACGAUGCGGGAAUCGUUCUUUCUUGUGGUGCGUUGUUUGAUUGGGAAGAAGGGAUAAGUGCAACGAUGUACUGUUCUUUCUUGGGGAAUUUAACGAUGGAGAUAACUGCGAUUGGUACGAAAGGUACUCUUCGUGUUCAUGAUUUUGUUAUACCAUAUCGGGAAACCGAGGCUGCGUUUACUACGAGUGCUAGAGGUUGUGUUAGUGAGCAUAAAGUUAUGACUGAGCUUCCACAAGAGGCGUGUAUGGUUAUAGAGUUUGCUCGGUUGGUUGGAGAAAUCAAAAACAGAGGAGCUAAACCAGAUGGGUUUUGGUUGAGCAUUAGCCGGAAGACGCAGCUGCUUGUUGAUGCCGUGAAAGAGUCGAUUGAUAGUAACCUUGAACCGGUUUUUCUCUCCGGCCGGUGAAAAAAGAGCUUAGAUCAGCUUUGUGGUAUCAAUGCUUUUAAUAGAUGAAUGGAAAUUAUGGAAUUAUAUAUCAUAAUUCUACUGAUUCUUUGUUACUUACGUUAUUAGAUUUAUAUUUGGCCUUCCAAAAUGUUAACUCUAUCAAUUCUCUU